Messenger RNA from Caenorhabditis elegans, 1013 nucleotides. RefSeq names its product Col_cuticle_N domain-containing protein (gene col-78). NCBI's taxonomy places the organism in Eukaryota, Metazoa, Nematoda, Chromadorea, Rhabditida, Rhabditidae. The record is from RefSeq and is marked reviewed. Bases 1 to 987 code for a protein of 328 amino acids. The transcript is spliced from 5 exons.
AUGAAAACGUUCGUUUCUCAUGUUUCUCAUCACACAGAUGAAGUUGCAAAAUCUGUAAAAAGUGCAAAGAAAUUUGCAUUUUUUGCAAUUAUUUCAGCAGUUGUAACAUCUUCUCUUAUUAUUUUUAUAAUCCCUGCAGUAUUUUUCCGUUUCGAAAAAAUCAGAUCUCACUAUGAACUCGAAUUUGUCAGUUGUCGACAGGAAAUUGAUAGUGUCCAAAAAAAUAAUGAUAUGCGCUUUGGAUUUGAAUUUUCAGAUGGACGUCAGAGAAAAACAAGACAGGUCAAGAAAUUUAUGUCGGAUUUGGAUGACUAUCAUAGCGGUUACUCCUAUAAUACUCCGAUCAACAUAUAUCAACCAGUUUCUGCUCCAACCGCUGCUCCGGAUGUUUCAAAAUGUUGUACAUGUUCACAAGGACCAUCUGGAGAGAAGGGUGAUAAGGGAAGUGAUGGAAGAGACGGGAACGAUGGUUAUCCGGGAUCACCUGGAAAAUCUGGUCAAGAUGCACUUGAACGCAUGAUAACGGAUGGAUAUAUAGAUUUUUGCUUUGAAUGUCCACCGGGCGCACCUGGAAGUCCUGGAGAAGUAGGUCACAAAGGGCCGGAAGGUGUAUUGGGACCAUCAGGAAAGAAAGGAAAAACAGGGCAAAGUCUUCCAGGACCAGUGGGGCCACCAGGACCUCCUGGCAAAGAUGGUUCAAUCGGUGCUCCAGGUCCUGAUGGUGCAUCUGGAAAAAUUCUAACGAUGGAAGGGCCUCCUGGUUUACCCGGUGUACCCGGCUCUGUUGGUUUACCUGGUAUUCCAGGAAAACCUGGCCCUUCUGGACCAGAUGGGAAAAUUGGAGCAACUGGUCCCGGUGGAGAUCCUGGAAAACCUGGAGGAAAUGGAAUCCCCGGAGAACCCGGACCUAUUGGAAAUCAAGGACCACGAGGAUCAGAUGGAUCUUGUGAACAUUGUCCACCUGCUAGAACACCACCCGGAUAUUGAAAUAAAUUAUGAAAUUAUACAGAAAU